AUGAGAGUUUUGUUUGGGAGUGCUUUGGCUGGUUAUUCCUAUAAAGCAGACCUUUUCAUAACUGCACCAAAGCAGCUGGAAGCACUGAGUGGAUCUUGUUUGCAAAUCCCAUGUAGGUUCAGACCCAAAGAAGAACAGAAAUUUAACAGCAAAAGUGAAAUUUUUGGAGUGUGGAUUAAAAAUAAUCUCGAAUUUACCAACGAGGCAAACAAUGUGAUCUACAACAGUAGUGGAGCAGUUAGCAUCUAUCCAAUGAGUAUUACUGGAAACCUGAGUCAGGGAGACUGCACCACUCUGUUUACUAAUUUAACCACCACAUACACAAACAAAUACUUCUUCAGAGUAGAGAGUGAACCAUUCAAGGCAACAGCUCAGUGUGAUCCUCUUCAAAUAACAGUCACAGAUUCUCCUUGGAGGCCCAGUAUUACAAUCUCAGGUGAUCUGAAGGAGAAGGAGUCUGUCACUAUAACCUGCUCAGCUCUCACUCCCUGUCCACACUCACCUCCUCAACUCACCUGGAAUCUCACACAAGACUCUCACAACAAAAUAGAGCAAAACACAGAUGGAAGCUUUACAACUAAAAUCCAGCAGAACAUCACUCUGUCAGACACACAUGAUGGAAAGAAGAUCAGCUGCUCUGCCAGAUAUCCUGUGAACCAAGGAAAAGACACCAAGACAGCAGAGACAGAAGAGACUCUCAGUGUUUCAUAUGCUCCUAAAGACACCUCAGCAUCCAGCAGUCCAUCAGGUUUGAUGUCAGCAGGCAGCUGGGUGAACCUGACCUGCUCCAGCAGAGCCAAACCUCCAGUCAGCAGCUUCACCUGGUUCAAGAAGAGCAGAGAUGGAGCUGUGAAAGUAUCUGAAGGAGAGAUUUACAGCUUCAAUGUAACAGAUGGAGGAGUUUAUUACUGUGUGGCCACUAAUGAUCUGGGUAAUCAGACAUCAGCAGAGAUUAACAUGACUGUUGGAGGAGAGCAGAAUGAUCACUUCACACUGGGACUAGUUCUUGGAGGAAUCACUGGGACCAUCUUACUAAUUUUCUUGACAAUAUUUCUUUGGUGCUUAAAGUCAAUGCGUCAAACUAUACAACACACUCAGAUUCAACCUCAUGAAGAGCAGGUUGUUGAAGGGCCAGCAAAUAACACAGAAAAAGAGGAAGAAAACAUCCAUUAUGGAGAGGUCAGCUUCUCUAAGCUGGGAUAUGAAGCAUCCUCUGACUCAAUGCAGGACAGAGGGCAGCAGCAGGGUACGGUGUACGCACAGGUGAAAGUCAACAAGCCAGAAAACAGCUUAACACAGAGAGUUAAUGGCCAAGAGGAACUCUACGCUGAGGUGAAGAAAAAAUGAGAAGUAUCUGUUUACAGUCUAUGAAGAAUAAAAUAUAAAUGUGGAGCAUUUACAUGAAAAUAUGUCGUUGUGACUGCCAACAGUUCCUUUUCCAACUUACCAAGAAUUUCUUUAAUAGGUCAUCUGGCUUUUCCUUUAAGUAGACACAGACAGCUUUUAGAAUGCAAACAUCAAUGCUAGUAUUCUGGUGGAGAAAAGAACUCAAUGUGAUUUUUAACUCUCUCCUUCACUUGCUCCAACUUUCUGAAUGAAGUGGGAUGGCAGCUCCAUGAGCAUGUUGAAUAUCUGUCUUUAGUUUUGAUGUCACUAUCUUGUGGCAGCAAGUUGCAUUUAAAAAAAAACCAAAACGUAAUAUAAUUAGUAAGUUGUAAUUAUUCUGCAGAAACAUGCUGUCGAUGAGUGUUAAACAGACUAUGCAACUAUUGAAGGUGAACAGAUUUUAAACACUGUAUAAUCUCUUAAAUGUCCACCAUCAUAUUCUACAAAUCCUAUUUGUGUGGUGGCUUUUUUGUAAGUAAUACAUAUCUCUUAAUAAAUACAACAAUAAAAAGGUGACUUCUAUGGGUUUUUUAAACAAUCUUUUGAAU
Molecule: messenger RNA, 1934 nt
Organism: Maylandia zebra (zebra mbuna)
Lineage: Eukaryota; Metazoa; Chordata; Actinopteri; Cichliformes; Cichlidae
Product: cell adhesion molecule 3
Source: RefSeq, a predicted model, not a curated record